AUGGCGCUCUAUUUCCAUGCGGGCGGCGCAGCCAAUCUCCCCUUCCAAGAGUAUGGCGUUGGCAUCUUGAGAGACGUCAUUCACCGAUGGUCGGAGCUGGACAUCACCCAGAUUGGAUCUCUCAUCGCCAUCGCCGGCACCGCGCCCGCCGCCUGGAGGCUCCUGAAGCGCGCCUGGAACGAGACCUACGACUGGGUCCGCAGAUUCUUCCUGGCGUCUGUCACAAUUCCAGCUGGCGAUCCCCUCAACCGGAGUGUCGUCAAAUGGGUUCUCUUCAACCGAUCCCGAGAUUACCGAUCUUUCACCGGUCGCACCCGCCUGGGCCACACAGGCAGCGACCGAGCCGCGGCACUCAAGAAAUCGCGACAUUCGGUAAAUUACUCUCCUCAUUGGGAUGCGAGGUGGAUUUGGUAUAAUGGGAAUUUCUUUAUUGUUACACGCACAGUCGAUCAUUACGCCGCCUCGUCUUCUUCCGACCCGAGCGAUGAUGGCAUCGGGGGCGAGGAACUUACCGUGAGCUGCCUAAGCUGGUCGAUUGAGCCAGUGAAGAAGUUCAUUGAGACGUGUCGCGAUUUCUCCGACAGGCAAACCCAGUUCUUUGUUGUCAUCUACGCGCGGGAUCGGUACGGGCUUGCGUGGAAGCCCAAGGCCCGCACCCCAAUCCGGCACCUUGACACUGUCCAUUUUGACAAUGGAGUGAAGCAGGAACUUCUCUCUGACAUUCGCAAGUAUCUUGACCCCAAGACUCAAAUGCUGUACCAAAGCCGGAGCAUGCCGUAUCGACGAGGUUAUCUCUUCUACGGGCCUCCUGGAACGGGCAAAUCAUCAUUAUCAGUGGCCAUCGCUGGGGAGUUUGGGCUAGAUUUGUAUGAGGUCAAGAUUCCUAGCGUCGCCACCGAUGCCGAUCUGGAACAGAUGUUUCUCGAAAUUCCCCCUCGAUGUGUCGUCUUGCUUGAAGAUAUUGACGCAGUGUGGUUGGAACGGACUAACGCAGAAAACAACAACAAAAGCAACAACCCCAACGGCAAUACAAACACUACUAGCUGCACAUUAUCUGGAGUGUUGAAUGUUUUGGAUGGGGUUGGCUCACAAGAGGGGCGAAUCGUCAUCUUGACAACCAACCGGCCCGAGCAACUCGACAGCGCGUUGGUUCGACCAGGUCGCGUUGACAUGAAGGUUCUCUUGGGGAACAUCAGUCAGAAAUCUGCGGAGGAGAUGUUUGUUCGCAUGUUCUCUCAUGACCUUGGCUGCGCAUCUGUGUUUUCCCCAGAAGAAAUUCGAAAGCUUGCUGCCAUCUUUGCAAGUAAAAUACCAAACGAUAUCUUCACGCCUUCUUUAUUACAGGGAUUCUUCCAGCUUCAUCUGGAUAGCCCCCGGGAUGCUGUUGCCACUAUUGAUGCUUGGGUCGAGAAGCAGUUGGCCAAGAAGUCUGACAGGGAGUUUGAGAUGGUUAAUGGUGAAAAGAGGUUGUGA
Messenger RNA from Clonostachys rhizophaga, 1473 nucleotides. NCBI's taxonomy places the organism in Eukaryota, Fungi, Ascomycota, Sordariomycetes, Hypocreales, Bionectriaceae. The record is from the annotation of a GenBank genome assembly.